UAUAUUUUUGGUGAAAUUAUGUAUGGUGGUCAUAUUACAGAUGAUUGGGAUAGAAGAACCAAUGCUACAUAUUUGAAAGUCUUAAUUAAACCAGAAUUAUUAUAACCUGGUUUUAAUUUAGGUCCAGGAUUCAAAUCACCAGAUCCUUCAAAAUUUGAAUAUGAAUAAUAUAAAGAAUACAUUGAAAAGAAAUUACCAAUUGAAUCUCCAUAAAUGUUUGGUAUGCAUCCAAAUGCUGAAAUUGGUUAUUUAACUUAAUAAUGUGAAACACUAUUCAGUACCAUAUUAGAUGUUUAAGGUGGUUCAAGUAGUGGUGGUGGAGGUAAAAAAGAUGAUGGAGUUAUGACUUAAUUAACAUUAUUAAAAUCUACAACUCCUGCUGAUACUAAUUUAAUGGAUGUUACAGCUAAAGCAUCAGAAAAAACACCUGAUCAAAUUGUAUGUUUAUAAGAAUGUGAAAGAAUGAAUAUUUUAUUAGGUGAAAUCAGAAGAUCACUUGAAGAUCUUAGACUUGGUUUAACUGGUGCAUUGAAUAUAACAGAUUAAAUGGAAGCUUUAUCUCUAUCAUUACAAUUCAAUAAAGUACCUGCUAACUGGGAGAAAUUUGCUUAUUUCUCAAGAAAAGGUUUGGCUGCUUGGUUCAAUGAUUUAAUUGAAAGAACCAAUUAAUUAGCAGCUUGGACAUAAGAAAUGGUUACUCCUAUUUCAUUGUGUAUUAGUUAUUUGUUUAAUCCUAUGUCAUUUUUGACUGCUAUCAUGUAAAAGACUGCUAGAGAAUAAGGAUUACCUUUAGAUGAUGUAAGAUAUUAUUAUUUAUAUUAUUUAGAUGGUUUUAUAAACAAAUGUAACAGGUGCCAAAGGACAUGAAGAAGUUACAGUUCCAGCUGAGACUGGUGCUUUUAUCCAUGGUUUAUAUUUAGAAGGAGCUGCUUGGGAAUUAGGUGGUUAAGGAUAAGAAGGAUAUUUGAUAGAAUAGAAAUAGAAGGAAUUACAUCCAAAAUUACCAGUUGUUAAUGUGAUUGCUGUGACAGCUGAUAAAAAGAAAAAGAUUGGAUAAUAUUAAUGUCCAGUUUAUGUAACUUCAAUGAGAGGACCUACAUUUGUAUUUACAGCAAAUCUUAAUAUGGAAAAUGAAGAUUCAGAUGUUUCAAAAUGGAUUCUCAGUGGUACUUGUCUAUUGAUGAGCGAUGAUUGAGGA
Molecule: messenger RNA, 1198 nt
Organism: Paramecium primaurelia
Lineage: Eukaryota; Ciliophora; Oligohymenophorea; Peniculida; Parameciidae
Source: the annotation of a GenBank genome assembly